AUGAGUGACUGCGAAAGCUUCAUCUCCAUCGACAACACCAACAACGAUGACACAGCUACGAGCGAAGAAAAGCAACCCAUCAACCUGGACAAGUUCUUGGACUACGACAUAGACUUCAUCAAUGGGUCGGACAGGUACAAGUACGUAGGAGCAGACAUAACGCAGAGAUAUGACUACUUCGACAUAAAAAAUGAGCGCGUGGCAUUUCUCCAGGGAGAUAAUGUCAAGUAUAGCAACAUCGCUCUGGGCAACCGAAAAAAGGAACAGGUAAACACCUUCAUGAAAAUAAAAAAAGAAUUGUACACCAUAGCGUAUAAGAAUUAUAAGUAUAAAAUGGAGGAAUCGGCCGACACGGAAAAAAGAACCGUGGGGGAGGAACUCGAUAGUGCAGGGGAGACAUCCGCGUGGGCCACCGCUACAGGGGCAGCCGCUUCUUUCUUCAGUGAUGGCAGCACAAAAUGGAAGGAUAAAGGAGAAAAGGCGUACGACGUGCUGAACAAUGAUUUGGGAGCCGUGCUGGGGAACAAAAUCGAAGACACCUACAAUGAAAUAAAAAGUAGCGUCAAUUGGUUGGGCAACUUCUUCUCCAACAAUGAACAAAGUGAUGAGAAAAAAAAAAUAAAUAUUUUCUACAGUGAUUUAUACUUCCUUAGUGACAUCACCAUUUUGCGAUUUCUGGACACGUACGAUUAUAAUUUGCUAAAAACGUCCAAUAAAAUUAUAAAAUUUAUUUUGUGGAGACAAAUGACCAUUUCGGUUUUUAACAAAAGCCAGUGGAAGAUAAAGAGGGGGACAAGCUCGAUGGAACGGGGGAAGGACGAGGCCAUGGCGUCUAUGGCGACCGCAUCAGCGAUAGCAACAACGACUUCUUCCGCGACGGUGACCAAGUGCAGCGCUAAUCCGAUCGGCAACACGGGGGAUCGAGACAACGCCUUCAUCAACCCUGUGCACAUUAAGGACAUUCUAAUGAAGACCAACAUCUUCAGGUGCGGCUGUGAUAAAAAAUCCAGACCCAUGCUUUAUAUAAAAAUACAGGAAAAAUUAAACAUGGAAGAGGAUGAACUAUUCCUGCUGCUCGUUUAUCAUGUCGACAUGUGCAUGAACAGCAUUGACUAUUCAAAAUGUUACGAAGAAAAGGGAAAAGCAAAUAGUGCGAAUGGAAACACGGAGGGGACAUCCCAAUUCGAUGAGUCCACUUUGCAGCUAGUCAUCAUUGUAGACUGCCAAAAAUUUGAAUUAAAUAAUAUGAUCAGCGUUGAUUGCAUUAAAAAGAUAAUUAACAUUUUUAACGAAUUUUACACCGAUGUUCUGUACCGAAUUUAUGUUAUAAAUGUUCCCAGCUUUUUUAAAAAAGUCUGGUCCCUUUUUAAUAUGUUUAUCGAUAAUCACACAUUGAAGAAAAUUAUGUUUAUAAAUAAAAAAAACAUCAGCUUGAUGUACGACCAUAUUGAUGCACACGUCAUGAAGCAUUUCGAUAAACACGCCGAUAAACACGCUGAGAAAGACAAAGACAAAUCCGCUUCCGACUCCUCCUACCUUUUCUUCCCCUCCACCUCCCUGUACUAUAAGUACGACGAGAUGUACUAUAAGAAGCUCAUUGGUUACGUGGACACUUGGGUGGGUAGGAUGGUCCAGGCUAACCACUGA
Plasmodium inui San Antonio 1 is the source of this 1647-nucleotide messenger RNA. RefSeq lists its product as hypothetical. NCBI's taxonomy places the organism in Eukaryota, Apicomplexa, Aconoidasida, Haemosporida, Plasmodiidae. The record is from RefSeq and is a predicted model, not a curated record. The coding region runs from base 1 to 1647 and encodes 548 amino acids. The transcript has a single exon. Gene Ontology annotation, molecular function: phosphatidylinositol transfer activity.